Molecule: messenger RNA, 2515 nt
Organism: Oryzias latipes (Japanese medaka)
Lineage: Eukaryota; Metazoa; Chordata; Actinopteri; Beloniformes; Adrianichthyidae
Source: RefSeq, a predicted model, not a curated record
GAAAGUAACUUAUAGUUCCUGAGGAAUCUGGUCUAGCUGAUUCAGUUGAGCUUGUGUUUGCAGUUAGGUGUAGUUUGCUAGCAUCCAAGCUAGCUUUAGACACUGGCAACACAUCAGCAACUAUGACUUUUCAGUUUAGCGUUUGCUGGGUUGUGUUCCUGUCUGUGUGGGCAGUUGCAGGAUGUGAUCCCCUUGUGGAAGUUCAAACAGGAGUUCUUCAAAUGGAGUGUCAUGACCGCUACUUCAUGAUAGCUAUUGAUCUACCUGUCACUGAGCAGGACUUCCACUUUGAGGCUGUUGACGGUACAGGUGUGUACCCCCUGACUGAGGAGUAUGCAGCAGAGUGUGGCUACAGUAUCAGCGUCCUCCCUUUCUUGGGCCACGUGGAGCUCAGAGCAUCUUACUUGAGCUGUCACACUGAGAAAACGGGUCACCUGUUUGAGUUCAAAAUUAACCUAAUCAGAAACCUGGAGGGGAAAGUGGUGGUCCAUGCAUUGAACAGAACCUGUUCUCCUCCUCCCUGGUCUCCUAGAGACAUUUUCUGUGAAGUCAACUACAUGGAAGUAUCUGUGCAACAUGAGCCCACCUGUCAACCUGGAACAAGUGACUGGAAUACAUUGAGGCCUGUGUAUGCCUCACCUGUUUCAGACUGGCAGGUUGCGUUUCACAAACCAGAUCAGCAGCAGCUGCAACCCAUGAACUUCACUGAGGCUCGUAAGCAGGGUUACGUGUUCGAACUGAUGUAUGGACGUAUCCUGUUCCGCACACCAUAUGGACAGCCUGACUCAUACCGUACAGAUGUUAAUGGCGUUCCAGUUGAGGUGGUUCAUGCAAGCAUUUUCUCCAGACAAAGCUGGUUUGUUGUCAUGGUUGACUUGUUUGCUGCUUGCUCCAUGUCUCAAGGGUCUUUUGCUGGCGGUUAUGUGACAUGGAAGACUCCAGUAACCUUGUAUCCCAGUCAAUUCGGCAUGCAGGUUAGCCUUGGCCUCAAUGGGGACCUUGUGGCACAAGAAGUUGCAAAGCAGAGGGGCUUCAUUGUAGAUGAGGACAAUUCUACUCUUGCAAUCGGCAUCCCUUAUAAAGCUAAAGGAGGGUACAGGAAGAGCUAUGUCAGUGGUGGCAUUUUUGUGUUCUACAUCUUCAAUCUCUACGUGAAACAAGUCUCAAUGGAUGGUGAGACUGUGGUCAGGUCUUACAGAACUUUGGACACCCCACUCUUGCCUCAUCCACUGGUUGUAGAGGACAAGACUGUCCUGCAAGAAGGAAUGUUCACCGUAUUUCUUGGCAAUGUCCCUGACGAUGUGGACUUGACAUCUAUCCAGCUGAAUGGGGAGCAGUUUAUGCUGCCCUUACCUAGUGAGAGCACAUUCAUGAUUACAGCAGAAGCCCAACCUGACAACACCUUUAGCUACACCCUGAAGAUGCUCUUCAGUGACCCACUGGUUGUCCAGGAGUUCUCCAAGGAACAUGCAGCCAUGUUGCACCAACUGAAUAUCAACUACACUCUGACAGUGUCAGGGAGUGAGCCUUACCACUACACAACUUCAGUCACAGCACUUCUGGAUGUCUCGCCCCCAGUGUUUGAAGCCAACUGCACAGCAGCAGGUAUCAACUUCAUGCUGGUCCAUCAGCCCUCUGACUACCUGUGGGAGUUCAGCAUCGGCGCAGAUCUACUGACCAUGGAGCUGGUAACGAGACGUGGCUACAUCAUGAACAACAGCAGUAAGACUCUGCAGCUCAACGCUCCACUCUUUACUCCUGGCUAUGAUUACAGGGAUGUUUCUUUGAGAGGCUUCUAUGGCACAUUUGAGAUCCUGGUGAGAGAUCGUGACACGUUAAGGGUCCGGGCUUCUACCGUCAAGACGUGCUACUUUGAAUCCAGAGAGUUCAUCAUGUGUUCUACUGAUGGGAUGAUGACUGUGGCUGCUGACUUGUCUGAGGUCAUUCCAAGUGGCCAGAUGCCAGUCAACUUCCACCUCUACAACAAACUUUGUGUACCCAAUGAAGUCAAUGGCACCAGGGUGCUCUUCUCUUUUCCAGUCAACAGCUGUGGCUCUGUCAUUAAGCUCAGAGGAAAUGUGACCUACAGAAACAAGAUCUUCCACACCCUCAACAAUGUUCCUUCUGGUGAUGAUAAAGGGGUAACAGUUCAGUGUUCGUAUCCUCUGAACGGCCUCAGUCGCCUCUUCUCAGUGUACAGAUUUGAGUCUGACACAGAGGGUAAAGGAACAAUCAUCCAUGAUGUGCAAGCCACUCCAGGUGAAGUUGUACCAACUCCCGCCAAACCAACCCCAAAGCCUGAAACGACAGCUGCUCCAAAGAUCAUCAUUCCCAACUACCUGCCAGCCUACCAUCCACCUGCUCACUAUAUCAGAGUGACCAGAGUUCAUAGCCUACCAAAUGUCUUCUACAGGGGUUCUAAUGGCUACUUUCAUACCAAGCGAAAUCCAAUCCCCUGAAAAGAUGUCAACUGUUUUAAAUUUUUGUGACGUUUAUAAUAAAUUUUUUCUUUAAA